GGGCGCGGACCGCCCCUGCCGGCGGCGAUGGCGCGGAAGAAGGUGCGGCCGCGGCUGAUCGCGGAGCUGGCCCGGCGUGUGCGAGCCCUGCGCGAGCAGCGGGACCGGCCGCGCGACUCGCAGCGCUACGCCCUAGACCUCGAGACGCUGUCGCGGCCGCACACGGGCGUCCGGCUGCCCCAGCGCGCCUGGGCCGACGUGCGCCGCGAGAACCGCCUCCUGCAGCUGCUCGGCCGCCUGCCGCUCUUCGGCCUGGGCCGCCUGGUCACGCGCAAGUCCUGGCUGUGGCAGCACGACGAGCCGUGCUACUGGCGCCUCACGCGGGUCCGGCCCGACUACACGGCGCAGAACCUGGACCACGGGAAGGCCUGGGGUGUCCUGACCUUCAAAGGCAAGACGGAGAGCGAGGCCCGGGAGAUCCCACAGGUCAUGUACCACGACUGGCGCCUGGUACCCAAGCACGAGGAGGAGGCCUUUGCUGCUUUCUCGCCGGCGCCGGAGGACCCCCUGCGCCCGGUGCCCUACCCCCCACUUCUCAGGGCCAUGAUCCUCGCUGAGCGACAGAAGAGGGGGGACCCCAGCACUGAGGAGCCCAUGCUGUAUUUGGAGAGGACACGCAUCGAGCCCUGGGACUACCCUGCAAAGCAGGAGGCCAAGAAGAAGGCCAAGGGCACCCCAGUCUAAAGCGUCGGAACGGGCAGGCUGCUCGAGGGCUGCAAGGCAGUGGGGACCUCACCUUCCGGUCUUCCCUGUCUGACCCAAAGGGCCAGAACCCUGCCCCUGGACCCCUCUGCUCCGCUGUGCCCCUCCCCGUGCCCAGCGCUUGGAACCGAGAGUGUGAGGGGCCCACAGGAGGAGCAGCUGGGGGGAAGCUGGAGACAUGGGGGGCUAGCAGGCGUGUUUGCCACGGGCUCCCCGACCCCCAGAGUCUCUAGCACUUGGCUCUUCCAUGCUGGGUUCCUGUCCCCGUGACAUGUUUACUCUCCCUGGCUUAGGACUGAAGCCCUGAAAAAGAAUAAAGGCAAAUGAAGGAGG
Molecule: messenger RNA, 1035 nt
Organism: Choloepus didactylus (southern two-toed sloth)
Lineage: Eukaryota; Metazoa; Chordata; Mammalia; Pilosa; Megalonychidae
Gene: MRPS34
Product: mitochondrial ribosomal protein S34
Exons: 3
Coding region: 28-684 (218 amino acids)
Biological process (GO): mitochondrial translation
Cellular component (GO): mitochondrial small ribosomal subunit; mitochondrion
Molecular function (GO): structural constituent of ribosome
Source: RefSeq, a predicted model, not a curated record